This is a messenger RNA of Zonotrichia leucophrys gambelii, 5444 nucleotides long. It is a transcript of the gene TENT5D, whose product is annotated as terminal nucleotidyltransferase 5D. Gene Ontology annotation, biological process: mRNA stabilization. Bases 436 to 1611 code for a protein of 391 amino acids. Gene Ontology annotation, molecular function: RNA binding; poly(A) RNA polymerase activity. The record is from RefSeq and is a predicted model, not a curated record. NCBI's taxonomy places the organism in Eukaryota, Metazoa, Chordata, Aves, Passeriformes, Passerellidae. The transcript has 4 exons.
GGCACCGCGCGGGGAGCGUCCCGUACACCCGCACGGAGCGUCCCCUCCGCCCGCACGGUGAGUGUCCCCGCACGGCGGGUGAGUGUCCGCCCAGCCGCUCGCUGCGUGAGAGUCCCCGCAGCCGCUCGGUGACUGAGAGUCCCCCGCAGCCGCUCGGGAGCUGAGCGUCCCCGCAGCCGCUCGCUCUCCCGGGGAGCUUUGUGUUUCUGUCAGCGACAAGAUGACAAUUCAUAUUUCUACCAAAUGAUUCAGUGACUCAUCCUAUUAACUCUGCUGGAAUACACGCUCCCAGUCGUCCUGCCACGGUUUCCCAGAUGUUUUACUGCUUCUCCUUGUCUCAUCUGGGUUUAAAUUACGACUGGAAGUCUCUUCACAUUUGACAUUCCUGCCUUUGGAACUUAUGCCAGCUGCAGUUCUAAACCAACCAAUACCACAAUGACUGAGGACUUGGACCACAGAUUCAGUUACCUCACCUGGGAUCAGAUUAAAAUCCUGGAUCAGGUUUUGACUGAGGCUAUACCUAUUCAUGGGAGAGGAAAUUUUCCAACCCUGGAGGUAAAGCCUAAGGAUAUAAUCCAUAUGGUAAAGGAGCAGCUCAUUGAGAAGCAGAUCCAUGUCAGGGACAUCCGCCUGAACGGUUCCACUGCCAGUCACAUCCUGGUGAAGCACAAUGGCACCAGUUACAAGGACCUGGACAUCAUUUUUGGAGUGGAACUUCCCAGUGAGCUCGAGUUCCAGGUGGUAAAGGAAGCAGUUCUCAAUUGCCUAUUGGACUUCUUGCCAAAAUGCGUUAACAAGCAAAAAAUCACGGCUCAGACCAUGAAAGAUGCCUACGUUCAGAAGAUGGUCAAAGUCUCCACCGACCACGACCGCUGGAGCCUCAUCUCCCUGUCCAACAACAGCGGCAAGAACGUGGAGCUGAAGUUCGUCAGCUCGCUGCGGCGGCAGUUCGAGUUCAGCGUGGACUCCUUCCAGAUCAUCCUGGAUUCCAUCCUGGCCGUCUACAGAGCCUCAGACCGGCCCCUGACACAGGACUGCCACCCCGCCGUCAUCGCCGAGAGCAUGUACGGGGACUUCAACCAGGCCAUGGACCACCUGAAAUACAAACUGAUCUCCACCCGCAACCCGGAGGAGAUCCGGGGAGGCGGCCUCCUCAAGUACAGCAACCUCCUGGUGCGUGACUUUAAGCCGGCGGAUGAGGCUGAAAUUAAAUCUCUGGAACGUUACAUGUGCUCCAGGUUCUUCAUUGAUUUUCCCGACGUUGCCGAGCAGCAAAGGAAAAUCGAGUCCUACCUGCGCAACCACUUCAUCGGGGAGGAGAAGAGCAAGUACGACUACUUGAUGACCCUGCGUGGGGUGGUGAACAAGAGCACAGUCUGCCUGAUGGGGCACGAGCGAAGGCAAACCCUCAACAUGAUCACAAUCCUGGCUCUGAAAGUGCUCGGAGAACAGAACAUCAUCCCCAACGCGGCCAACGUCACGUGCUACUAUCAGCCUGCUCCCUAUAUCAGUGACAGAAACUUCAGCAGCUACUACAUUGCCCAUGGACAGCCCCCUGUGUUCUACCAGCCGUACCCUUUCCACAUACAGCUACAGAGCGGGAUGGUGUAGGAGCACUCCAACCUGAAGCACUCACCACUCCUCCCUUUCCAGUUCUCUCCUUAAUAAAGGCCUCAUUAAAGCGAGUUUUAUCAGCACUUUUGAGUUAAGGACAUAUUUUUGUGCAAGUUGCCAAAGUUGUUUGGUUGGUCAAUGUCUAACUCACCAUUAAGCAGGUGAAAUAAGUGAAGCGUCUGUCAUUCGUGAAGUGUUUAUACCUUGAUGUGUGUUUGGGCUGUAUUUUUUUGCAAUGAAAAGAGAAGGAUAUAAAUUAUUCUAAUUUUGUAAAAAUGAAAUGCACUAAGUUCUGGGUUCUAAAAAGAAAAAUUCUUAAGAAAAAUAUAAAUGGUGUCAAUGAAAACUGAAUCCAAUGAAAUACCUCUCUGUAGAAAUGCCUGAUGUUAGAAGGGACAGUGCUCUGGGUAUGUCAAAGUCAAUCAUCCCUUGGUUUUAUCCAUGCAGUUCCAGCAGCUUUUAUUUGCAGCACCUUUGAAAACACACCUUGCUUGGUCAUCUCUUGGUGGCUGAUCAUUCCUCAGGUCAGUCAGAGACUCGGGGUCUCAAGAGCAGACUCAGCAUUUUGUGUAUCUGAAAUUUUCACUGAUCCCAGGGAAAGAUUUGGCUGCUCAAGUCAGGCAGCAUCAGAGCCCAGGAUCUGCCUCACAGAUAACAAAAGCUGUAAGAGGUACAACUAUUCUGAUUAAAUUGGUUUUGAAAACCAAGGCAAGAGGAUGAGAAAGGAGGUGAAAAUUGAGCAGAAUGGGCUCACUUUCUAUCACUAAUUUGUUAUUGAUCACAGCUGCUUUAAUGCACAACAAACAGAGUCAGGAAAAAACUCCAAAAGCCCAGGACUGGCGCUAUUUUUAGGUGAAUUCAAAAAAAUCCUUGGCAGUGGCAUUUGAAAAACUAUUUUAUACUGGUAAAGUCCUGUCUGUGUUCAGAUACCUGCACACAUCCACCGGUAGCAAACGAGGAUUUACAAUCAGGAAGCAAAACAUGAAUUAUACAUUUUUGUGUGUGUGAGUGUUUACCAAAGAUAAGUUUUAAACAUGUCACAUAAGUGCCUCCCUGUGCCAGUUGCUCCAUGAAAUGCUGGAAAUGGUGCCAGAGAGUUCCUAAAUUAUGGAAAGGGAAACAUGGAAAGGGAAACAGGCCCUGGGGUUGCAGACUGGUUGUAGCAGUGACGGGCAGAGGGUUUGCUCCAGGAUGAGCAGGUUUGGGACAGAUGGAUCUAAAAACCAAACCAAACUUGGGAAAAGGAAUAUGGAACAAGAAGGACUAGUGGGAAAAGGAGGUUUGGAAGGGGUGUAGGUGUAAAAUGGGAACAGCCAACUGGAAAUGCAAGCUGUAGAGUUUCUUACAUUGACUUUGUGUGUCGCUCUGUUGUCCCUGUCACUGUUCGUCCUCAUCUCCUCCUGCUCCAGAGCAGUGGCUGCAUUGCAUCCAUUUCCAACAGGUGUCAGGCCUUGGGAAUUUCUUCUACUUGGGCACAGGAGUUUGAUUUAUUUUACCGAGAAAUGUGGUCUAUAAAUGUGCUGUUUUGAAUCAAACAUUUCUAAAUUUUCUAAGGUCUGUGAAAUCCGAUUGCCAGUGAAAUGUAGCUUCCCUUUCCCCCAUUAUAUUCCUGUACAUUUGAACAAAGAAUUGUUCAAAGACCAUAAUCACUAAAGUCAACUUUUUUCUGUAAAAUACAGUGCAAAAAAUUGGUAUUUCUACAAAAUAAGGUUUUGCUGAUGAAUCUGAUUAAUUUUGUGAUGUCUUUCAUGAAUAGAGUACUGUUACUUUUGCUGAUUUUUCAGGUAUGUAUAAUUUGGUGUCUGAAAGCACACUUUAUUCCGCUUCCACUAAGAUAUUUCUGUUGGUAAAACUAUAAUUAAUAAAACCAUCAAUUCUAAUUGCUCUGUAAUCAGCUAUGGUAGCGCCAUGUUUGCAUGAAAGCACUUCUAGGGAAUUCCCCCUGUCAGGAGCAAAAUGGAGUGAGACAUGGUGGAUUCCUUUAAUUUCUGUUUUAAUUGAGCUGUCAGGAUGACAAAGGGAACCUUUCCAUUUCGUUUGGUGUUUGCCAUGUUAAAUAGCACUGUGAAAUUCUGUAAGAGCCUUACAUGGGUCACAUCCCUGCUACUGCUUGGGAUCUGCAGGGACGAGGAGCUGAGAGCUGGGCUGGGGAAUCUGUGGGAAUCAGGCAUCCAAAUGCCUUAAAUUUCAGGGGGAAGGGGGCUCCUGAUCUCUUUAGAUUUGUUGGAAAGUCUCAGUCCAUCUGCACUGACCUGUGACCUUAAUGUAGUGUUGCCACAUUGAUUUAUUACUGCUCCACUCCUGGUGUCCGUGGUUGCUGGGUGGAAAAAUGGGUUGAUCUUCCCAAGAACCAGGGAACAGGUCAGGCAGGAAGGAGCAUUUUCAGCGUGUCUUGCAUGGCCAGUGAUCCAAAACCCAGAAAAAUUCUUCACUAAGGUGUUCUCUAACCAACAAGUAGAAACAUGCCUUGAGUAAAGCACUAGAAUACUUUGAAAAUCAGAUAUUGUGGAAGUAUCAGGAGUGGUGAACUCGCUGUGGAUUUGUAUAAACCAGCCUGUGCACUUGUACAGAACUUUAUUUAAGUAUAUAUUGAAUUCUGUCACCUCUCUGUUGAUCCAGGUUAGGUAGGGAAGGGCUCAGCCAAAGUCCCUGGAGCUGGAGGGAAGAACCCCCCUGGCUGAAAUGGGCUUUGUACCCCAGGAAAGAGGAAAAACUUAGGGGAGCACCUGCAGGCAAAGGUACAAAGACAUCAAUAUGCAAAAAUCUCUCAGGUAUAAAUAAACCCUUUAAAUUUAUGGAAAAAAGGUCUUAUAUUUCUUACCUAGAGGUAGUUCAGUUCUGAAGGUUGAGGUUGUGAUUUUGUAUAUGUAAGCAUAUAUAUAUUUAUAUAUAUAUAUAUGUAAUUUAUUUAGCCUUACAUAUAUAAAAUCUCGUGUAUCUACACCUACAGGGGCAAUUAACAAAACCUGAUGGUUUUAAUUAUUUCCUUCCAGAUGUUCUAUUGAUACCUGGCAGCAGUAAUUAACCUGGAGGGGGUUUUUUUGUUUGAGGUCAUAAUGACUCUGUAAAGUAAUAUUAAAAAGGGGAUGAUGUAUUGACUGCUGAUUGCAAAACGCUGAUAUCAGUGUGUAGGAUGGAAUAUUGGAACCUCUUCUCCAGUUGUUACUGAUUUUAUCAUGUGCAGAUCUAAAUCUACAAAGAAUUGAGAGUUUUCUCAGUGCCAGUCUCCUGAGCUUCAUGUUUGCAUUAUAAUUAUAUCUCGUUGUUACAAUCUGUUCAAUGAUUAUAAUGCCUAGAAAUUGUAAUGCUGAUUUUAUUUAAUCACAAAACUUCUUAGGGUUUACAGCUUAAAGUAAUCUAAUGUUGUCAGGACCUAAGUGUUACAGUUUCAAGUGCUUUCCUUAAAAAAAAAAAAUGUCCUUUGAAUUUUGUGUUUUGUUGUAAAAGGUCUAUUUGAAGCAAAUACUUUAUGGUAGUUUCUUUAAAUGUAUUUUGUGAGCUUUAUACUCGACACGUUACAGAGGUUUUUGCAAUGGAUGAAAGAAAUGCAAAUUGUGCUCAGUGGAGGUGUUGCCUCUCCAUGUGUUACCUGGAGCCUGAGGAUCUGUGAGGGGAUUUGGGUGGUGUUAGAGGAGUUACAGUGAUAAAUUGGAAAUAAAUUUGGAGUUAUUCAGGUGUGGAUUCAAGAUGAGCUGCAGAAAUACCUGGAGAAAGGAGGGCAGCGAGUUCAGUUUUGGUUUGAUUCUUUUUCUAUUAAAUAAUCACAUGGAAGGGCAUUCAGGACAAAGCUGUUGCAGAUGAAAUAUUCCUCUUAAUGUGCCAUCUGAAGC